AUUUAUCACAAAUGAUAUAAAGUUCCACGUGUAUUCUUUGGAAAAAUCCAAGAUUUGUGCACCACAAAUACUAAAAAAAUCAGAAGCACCGAGAACCUCAACUUCCACACGGUUCUAUUGGUCUUAAAUUUAUCUGGUCGCAAGCUGAAAAAUUUACUGAAAUUCUCGCUUGUUUCUUGUGCUAGUAAAGUGGUAGAGGAAAUGACAACAGCCUUGCUUACCAGUUGCAGAUUUUCGCACAGUUUGGUUGUGCAGUCUGCAUUUGAACGUGGAACUUGCAGGACAAAAGCUGCCUCAAGUUCAACAGAAAAUGGUUUCGUUGAGGGAGAAGCUGAUAAAUUCUCCGGGAUUUUGAAGAGACGAUCAGUGUUGCUGUCCGCAGGAGUUUCUUUGCUUUCUUCUCAAGUGUUUGGUUUUCCGAGAGAGGGAUUGGCAGUGGUGAAACAAGGUCUUCUGGCCGGGCGGAUUCCCGGUCUGUCCGAACCGGAUGAGCAAGGUUGGAGGACAUACCGGAGACCGGAUGAGAAGUCCGGAGGGCACGGCGUUGGUUGGAGCCCUAUCAUCCCUUAUCUCUUUUCAGUUCCUCAAGACUGGGAAGAGGUUCCAGUAUCAAUAGCGGAUCUAGGCGGUACAGAGAUCGAUUUGAGAUUUGGUAGCCCCAAGGAGGGACGCAUUUCUGUCAUUGUUGCUCCCGUUCUGAGAUUUGCAGAUAAUCUUGAUGGAGAUGCCACAAUUGAAAAAAUUGGACGUCCAGAGACGGUGAUCAACGCAUUUGGACCGGAAGUUAUUGGCGAAAAUGUUGAAGGAAAGGUUAUGAGCAUAAAUGUUGCACAAGACUCUGGAAGAACAUAUUACCAGUAUGAGUUGGAGCCACCACAUGCUCUGAUAACAGCAACUGCAGCUGGGAACCGCCUGUACUUGUUUAACGUAACUGGAAGUGGUCUUCAGUGGAAGAGGCAUUACAAGGACUUGAAAAAAAUAGCCGACUCCUUUCGUGUCGUCUAAGUGAUCUUUUUUUGUAACACGACUCAUGAGGUCCAACAGCCCAGACUAAGCACAGGCAGAUAAAACGCUGACAAAAGUAAAUUCAUCUGGCUUAAAGCCUUCAGCUUGCAUUUUUUUUUUUUCAAAUGCUUCUCAGGACUUGAAAACUUGCCCGCAUUUCGCAUACAUGUCAACCAGUGACGUGCCAACCAAGACAUCAGAAUUCAUUCCAGACUUGAUAGACUCAGCGUGCAAUUCCUUCCCAUGAUCUAUGCACGGAAGAGAAGCACGGCCUUGACGAAUUCGGGUGUACACGAGAAGCGCCUCCGUGGGUGAUCCUUGAGAGUUGAGAGAGGUGAUUCCUUAGAAUUUAAGAGACCAAUUUGUAGGAUUUGGUUUUUGCUUUGUUGUGCAGAAAUCAUGGAUUUGUUUGGGGUACUUUGGAUUUGAGGGGAUUUGGUUUUGGUUGUUUUGAGGAGGGUAGUGGGGAUUUUCGUAUGGGAUUUGUGGCAUGGUUUGUGAUUCGAACUUUGUUUCCACUUUGCCAUAAAUCUUUUCCUAUCCAUGUUUUUGUUUUCAUCUCACACCAAAAUUCCAAAAAUAUUAUAAAGAAUCAAUUGUGAUUUAUAAA
Messenger RNA from Pyrus x bretschneideri (Chinese white pear), 1615 nucleotides. Its product is annotated as psbP domain-containing protein 4, chloroplastic. Gene Ontology annotation, biological process: photosynthesis. NCBI's taxonomy places the organism in Eukaryota, Viridiplantae, Streptophyta, Magnoliopsida, Rosales, Rosaceae. The coding region runs from base 202 to 1005 and encodes 267 amino acids. Gene Ontology annotation, molecular function: calcium ion binding. Gene Ontology annotation, cellular component: extrinsic component of membrane; photosystem II oxygen evolving complex; photosystem II. The transcript has 6 exons. The record is from RefSeq and is a predicted model, not a curated record.